UUGCAUUAAUCAUCGUGUAGUAGUUAUUUGGUCGGUCAUGAGCGGGGUUCGUGUAGGAUCCAGAGGCCUAUUUAAUGCCCGUUGUCUUCGUCGCACUGCAACUUCUUUUGUAUCAUCAUCAUCACCAUCAUCACCUAUUUACUUGAACUCGACUUUCUGUUCACGGAUCCCUUCUACUUUUUCUUCUUCUUCUCUGUAUAGUACAGCUACAGCUGCAGCUACCACAAUGAGCCGCCCCGACAUCACCCUCUACACAGCGCAGACUCCCAAUGGAAUUAAGAUUUCCAUUGCGCUGGAGGAGCUAGGUCUCCCUUACAAAGUCGAGAAGAUCGACAUCACCAAGAACACCCAGAAAGAGCCAUGGUUCCUCGAAAUCAACCCCAAUGGCCGCAUCCCCGCCCUAACCGACACCUUCACCGACGGAUCCAAGAUCCGCCUCUUUGAGUCCGGCAGCAUCCUCACCUACCUGGCGGAACAAUACGACAAGGACCACAAGAUCUCCUACCCGCAGGGCACCCGCGAAUACUACGAACAAAACAGCUGGCUCUACUUCCAGAACGCCGGUGUCGGGCCCAUGCAAGGCCAAGCGAACCACUUCCACCGGUACGCGCCCGAGCGCAUCGAGUACGGCGUGAACCGCUACAUCAAUGAGACGAGACGGCUAUACAGCGUGCUGGAUGCGCACCUCGCCAAGUCCAAGUCCGGGUAUCUUGUUGGUGAUCACGUCAGUAUUGCAGAUAUCUCGCACUGGGGAUGGGUUGCUGCGGCCGGGUGGGCGGGAGUCGAUAUUGAGGAGUUCCCGAAUCUCAAGGCAUGGGAGGAGCGCAUGGCUGCUAGGGAGGGCGUCGAGAAGGGGAGACAUGUGCCGAGUCCGCAUACUAUCAAGGAGGUUUUGAAGGAUAAGGCCAAGGCGGAGAAGAUUGCGCAGGAGUCGAAGGGGUGGAUUCAGCAGGGGAUGAAGGCGGAUGCUAAGCACUAGUUGUUAGUUAGUGUGUUUUAGUUAGUGAUGAUGU
Molecule: messenger RNA, 1013 nt
Organism: Aspergillus vadensis CBS 113365
Lineage: Eukaryota; Fungi; Ascomycota; Eurotiomycetes; Eurotiales; Aspergillaceae
Product: glutathione S-transferase family protein
Exons: 3
Coding region: 227-979 (250 amino acids)
Source: RefSeq, a predicted model, not a curated record